Molecule: messenger RNA, 1480 nt
Organism: Hypomesus transpacificus
Lineage: Eukaryota; Metazoa; Chordata; Actinopteri; Osmeriformes; Osmeridae
Gene: mettl18
Product: methyltransferase like 18
Exons: 2
Coding region: 94-1227 (377 amino acids)
Biological process (GO): peptidyl-histidine methylation, to form tele-methylhistidine
Molecular function (GO): protein-L-histidine N-tele-methyltransferase activity
Source: RefSeq, a predicted model, not a curated record
ACCUCUGGGGGUUGUAGUUUUCUAGUUCCUUGUCCAUGUGGAUGUGUCACAUGUUACUGGCAGCAGGUAGCUUUAUCUAUCUCUUUUAUUGCAAUGUCAUUCAGUUUCAACUUCGAUGUGCAGAAAGAAGCAAAAAGCCAGUCUGACGAGAACAGUGACGUUACUCAAAAUGAAGGCCAGAAUGGGAAGCAUAAAUGCGCAGCUAAACCUGAGAAAGCUGUCAGCAGCAGUCCAGCAGAACCAGUUAAAGAGGCUGUGGAACACCUCCUCCCCGUGGAGCCUCACUCCCUCCUUGAGGACGCCGUUUCUGAGACCAUUACGAUUGGAGCGCUCCCUCCUCUCCACUUCCUGAAUGAGUCAGUGUUCGAGAGGACAGCCGGAGAGAGGGAGGAUGGGGAGAGCAUCCUGUCCCGCACCGCCGCUCAGAGAUCGGACCUCAUCUCGGGGGUGUACGAGGGUGGGCUGAAGGUGUGGGAGUGCACCUAUGACCUGCUGGAGCUGGUGGACAGGGAGGGAGAGACAUUCGCGGGGAAGAGGGUCCUGGACCUGGGCUGUGGGGCGGGGCUGCUGGGUAUAGUGGCUCUGAAGAGGGGAGCCAGGCUGGUCCACUUCCAGGACUAUAACAGCACAGUCAUAGAACAGCUCACAUUGCCUAACGUGCUGAUAAACUGCCACGAGGGGGAAGGAGAUGUGGAGGAGAGUGAGGAAGAGGACGACGACAAGAAGGGAAGUGAAAAACGAACGAGAGAGGAAAGCGACAGAGAGGUAGAGGAGGAGAAGAGGGCAGGAAGGGAAAAGAAAGGAGAGGGAGAAGUGGAGAAGAACACAGAGAACAGCCCACCACCACCUAAGAAGAGAGCCCUGGAACCUUCCCCGGAUUCCAAGCUAUCCCGGUGUCGUCUUUUCUCUGGAGACUGGAGGACUUAUCUGCCACUAGUCCUGAGGGAAGAUCCGUCCCCUAAAUAUGACAUCAUAUUCACCUCUGAAACAAUUUACAACACAGCCUACUACCCGGCUCUCCACGACACUCUCCAGGGGCUCUUGGCACAGGAGGGGCUGGUCUACCUGGCCACCAAGACCCACUACUUCGGGGUGGGGGGCGGGCUGCACCUGUUUGAGACGUUUGUCGAGCAGAGGGGGGUGUUUCGUGUGGAACGUCUGUGGGAUAUGGAUGAGGGCUUGCAGAGACAUGUUGUGGCCCUUAGAUUUAACACCAUAUCACCUUGAAUAAAGGUGUGGCCUUUCAAAGCCCUCUUUUUCAAUGCAGCUUAUUAAAGGACACGUGGCAUUUGCAUGCAUGAGGAUGAACUUUUUGGCGCAGUGUGCGCCCAGGUAGACAUUGAUUUGUUUAAAACAACCUUUCAUGAUUGAGUAUUGUAAGGGAUAUUCCCUAGCUUUCAACAUCAGAUAUGUCGCUGAAGUUGCAUCUGUGACUUGGAUGAGGGGCUAGUACUGGGAAAAAUAAAAGAUGUUGACUGAA